AAAAGCAAACUGAUACUGCUAAUGUCAACAUUUCAACACUGUAACAAUUAGUAGGAAACCUGGCCAAAAGGGAAACCUGAGAUGCAAACUUCCAACAAAAUCAAAUGUGGUAUACAGGUUAUUCAUGAGUUAUGCAGAAACUAUGAUGUCACUUGAAAUACAAAACGUUGGCAAUGGUUGUGCUUUAUUCAAUUCUAAAUGUGUGGCAUAGUUUGAUAGUUUACAAAGAAAAUAAAAAGUGUUAAGUUCCACAGAGAAAAUUUUCUUAGGGGAUUGGAACUAGAGUUAAUAAAAGAUUAUUUACAGCAGAGGAAAAACAUGUUUCUCUCUAGGGAACUAUGCAAAAAAAAUUGUGCGGCACACUGGUGAGCUGACAGGUAAAGAAGUGGGUGCAGCAUCACAAAGACCUAACACAACAACAAAAAAGCAAAAAAGAUGUCAAUUGUGCCCUACAAGAAAGAACGGGAAAAACAAAAACAUACUAUCAGUGUAAGCAAUACUUGUGUAUGGAACAUAGAGUUGUCAUGUGUGAAGACAGCCUUGGGUGUGCAGUUGAAUCAAAGCUUAUUUUUCUGGUACAGUUUUAUUGGUAUUUAAAUUGUAGUUAAUAUAGGAUUUAUUUCUGAUGUUAUCUUUUAGGCUUUGUUAAGGAAGUACACAGCUGCUUGAAAAUAUGAUGUCUAUUCUAAACACACAAUACGAAGAAUUUAAUAAUUUGUUGAUAUUUUGUCCCUGUGAAUCACACAUUAUACACUAAGAACUUCCUGACACAACAGCAAGAUCGCUGAAAUUCCAGUAUGUCCAAAAGAGGCCAGGAAAACAAGGGACCUGUGCUGUCAGUAAAGCAGUGCGUGUGUAUGGAAUGUGCUGUUGUCCUGUGUGCAGACUGCUAGGUGUGAUAACUGAAGACUUUUUUUUGGUAGAGUGCUAGUGGUAUUUUCAUUGCAACUCAUAUUGGAAUUUAUUUCUAAUGUUCUUUGUACACCCAAAAAGCAGUCGAUGUUUCAAAUUUCGAUGCUUUUUUAGACAAAUACUAAAAACCUCAGCAUUUUAUUUUUGUGAUUUUUUUCCCGUUAAGUACUCACUGUUUAAUAUAAUUAAACUCACAAAGUUACAGUUAGUAAUUCAUCAACAGAAAUACUCUACAGACUAAGCGUGGGUCUCACCGACCCAUGUUCAUGUACCCUGAUGAAAAAAUCAGCCUUACACUCGAAACGCUAGGAGACUAAGGCCGGGGAAGUUUUGAGGAGGACUGCACAAGCUGUUUGGAAGCCCGAAUCCUUGCUACCUGGAUCACUCAGGUGGGCGGCAGGAGUCCAAGGCCGGGUGUGCAGGGGGCUGCAGGGCAUCCUUGCAGAAGUUCCCCGCAGAGACUUCGUGGCGGUUCUCGUCCUCGGCUCCUGCGCCCUCGGGGCUCCUGCCUCAGCAGGACUGGUUAUUAUGUGGUGGUGAGCAGGCGACUGCUGACGGCUUUCACAGGAAACUGCAGAAAGGGGUGCGUGCUUCAGCCCGUUCUAGGACCGCGGCAAGGCUCGGGCUCCGAGCGCUCGGCGCCCACGGCAGCGCUGGGCGGCGGAGCGGGGACUGCGCCUCCGCCAGCUCUGGCGCCGCCCUGGCAGGGGCUUCCGGCCCGCGCUCCGCAGCCCGGGGCCCAAGUCCUCUUCCCGGCAACCGCACAGCGGGAGGGACCGCGCUCCGGGCGCCAGGGCGCGGUCGGCGGGGCAACACAAGAAAGCUGCCCGAAACGAAGAAGCGCCAUACUCGAGGCGGCUGAGGCGACAGGCGAGUAACGACGAGCGGGCUCCCGAGCCGCGCCGGAAUCGUCCGAGCCGUGCAGGAAACCCCGAACCGCGCCGGAACUACCCCGCCUCACCUGGCGCAGGGGUGCUGAAGGCCCGGCACAGGCAUGGCCGGCAGCGCAGCGGACAGCGCCAGCCACCUGCCCUUCUUUUACGGCAACAUCACCCGCGAGGAGGCAGAGGAUUACCUGGUGCAGGAGGGCAUGACCGACGGGCUGUACCUGCUGCGCCAGAGCCGCAAUUACCUGGGCGGCUUUGCGCUGUCGGUGGCGCACGGGCGCAAGGCGCACCACUACACCAUCGAGCGCGAGCUGAACGGCACCUACGCCAUCGCAGGCGGCCGCGCCCACAACAGCCCCGCCGACCUCUGCCACUACCACUCUCUGGAGCCCGACGGCCUGGUCUGCCUGCUCAGCAAGCCCUGCAACCGGCCGCCCGGCGUGCAGCCCAAGACAGGGCCCUUCGAGGACCUGAAGGAAAACCUCAUCAGGGAGUAUGUGAAGCAAACGUGGAACCUACAGGGCCAGGCUUUGGAGCAGGCCAUCAUCAGUCAGAAACCACAGCUGGAGAAGCUGAUUGCCACCACAGCGCACGAGAAGAUGCCCUGGUUCCACGGAAAUAUCUCCCGGGGCGAGUCUGAGCAGAUCGUCCUCAUCGGAUCUAAGACAGAUGGCAAGUUCCUGAUUAGGGCCAGAGACAACAAUGGCUCCUACGCCCUUUGCCUGCUGCAUGAAGGGAAGGUGCUACACUACCGCAUCGACAGAGACAAGACGGGGAAGCUCUCCAUCCCCGAGGGGAAGAAGUUCGACACACUUUGGCAGCUAGUUGAGCAUUACUCUUACAAGCCAGAUGGUUUGCUAAGAGUUCUUACAGUUCCAUGUCAAAAAAUUGGCGCACAAGCUGCUCAUCCACAAAGUUCCAGUUUCGCGAGCUGGUCACCGGGUGGAAUAAUCUCCAGACUCAAAUCCUACUCCUUCCCAAAGCCUGGCCACAGAAAGGCCCAACCGUCCCCCGGGAGCCGGCCGGAAAGCAUGGUGUCCUUCAACCCUUAUGAGCCAGAGCACGGUGGGUCCUGGGCUCCGGAGAGAGGCCCCCAGAGAGAGCCCCUGCCCAUGGACACCGAAGUGUAUGAGAGCCCUUAUGCAGACCCAGAAGAGAUCAGGCCCAAAGAGGUCUACCUGGACCGGAACCUGCUGACCCUGGAGGAGAAUGAGCUGGGCUCUGGGAACUUCGGGACCGUGAAGAAGGGCUACUACCAAAUGAAGAAAGGCGUGAAAACAGUGGCUGUGAAAAUCCUGAAGAAUGAGGCCAACGACCCUGCUCUGAAGGCUGAGCUACUGGCUGAGGCCAACGUCAUGCAGCAGCUGGACAACCCCUACAUUGUGCGCAUGAUCGGCAUCUGCGAGGCCGAGUCCUGGAUGUUGGUGAUGGAGAUGGCCGAGCUCGGCUCGCUCAACAAGUACUUACAGCAGAACAGGCAUGUCAAGGAUAAGAACAUCAUAGAGCUGGUCCACCAGGUCUCCAUGGGAAUGAAAUACCUGGAGGAGUGCAACUUCGUGCACCGAGACCUGGCUGCCAGGAACGUGCUGCUGGUCACGCAGCACUAUGCCAAGAUCAGCGAUUUCGGGCUCUCCAAAGCACUUGGUGCCGAUGAAAACUACUACAAGGCCCAGACCCACGGGAAGUGGCCGGUGAAGUGGUAUGCCCCGGAGUGCAUCAACUACUACCGCUUCUCCAGCAAGAGCGACGUGUGGAGCUUCGGAGUGCUCAUGUGGGAAGCCUUCUCCUAUGGCCAGAAGCCCUACCGAGGGAUGAAAGGAAGUGAAGUCACCGCCAUGCUGGAGAGAGGCGAACGCAUGGGCUGCCCUCAAGGGUGUCCAAGGGAGAUGUACGAACUGAUGAACCUCUGCUGGACCUACGAGGUGGAGAAGCGGCCGGGCUUCGCAGCGGUGGAACUGCGCCUGCGCAACUACUACUAUGAUGUGGUGAACUAGCAGUUCUGGUCUGGUCUGAGGGUGCCCUGGGUCAGAUUUGCAGCACAGGACAACGCACUCAGACAAGCAGAUUUUCAGGGUUUCCUACUCCCUCUGCCCGGGGAGGGCACCAGCCCCGCUUGGACCUUUGGAGGCGCUGGCGACUCAGCGGAAGCUGCCUGCUUCGGCCUUCCAGAGCAAGCCCGGCCCAGCCUGGCACAUGAGCAGCAGGACUGAGACUCCGGGUUCCCUGGCCUUGACUGUGCGGUGUUCCUGACAAAUUGCUUUUAGGAACAGUCUCCAGUUCCUUCCUGCUGAUGCACGCUCUGGGCCCAGGGCUGAGAGGUUCCCAGCUCUCCAGGCUCCACCUUUCAGCAUCCGAGUCCAGGCGGGACCAGAAUGGGGUGCCAAUUGGAGCUCCACCACUGAGAGGCUGCCGGGAGGGGAAAGGGCCGCAGCUUGGAAAGGAAGAAGGAUCAGGUUUGACCAGCACAGCUUCUAAGCUAGCAGCCACAGUUAAUGAAACGGUAAUAACGGUGUCCCGGAGCCCACACACACACUGCGCCCAGGACAGGAAACCACCAGGUGGAUUGGGCACCGCCUGCAGGGGCCCACCUUGGCUCCCUCUGAAUCCCCUUCCUGUGGACUACCAGGAGGACUGCCCAAGUGUGCCAUACUGGGGCCGUAACCCAGGGCCUGCAGCAUCCCGUGGAGCCAGGAUCCUCACUUUCCUGGGCGUCUUCGCUGCGGGCCCUGGUCCUCUAGCCUCUGUUACUAUCACUGAAUGCCUGACGUAAUUUAUAAAGAAAAACAUGUUUCUCACGCUUCUCAAUACAGGGGAGUUCCAUCAAGGUGUAGUACCUGGGGCUGUCCUUCCCACAUCAAAGCUUGGUGAGGUUGUCACUGGGAGACACAGCGAGUCUCAGCACCCCCUCUUCCUAGCCAUCCAGAGGGGCUCCCGAGAGAGCCCCCUGACCUUCAACAAGCACAGGCCUCACCAAGCCUGACUUGGGGCUAAAGAUGCAAGACCUGGAAAUUCCCUUCUCGUCUCCUACCCUUAGCUACUUCCUCACUUAGGGUUCACUUAUGCAAAACAUCACAUCACCCCUAGCUAGGGCUUUGCUGAGGCUCUGGAAAGUUAAAGUGAGCCGGCCCUGUUCUGUCAGCAGACAUGGCCAGCCUGGGUACUUUGCAUCCUCACAGCUCAGGCUGUCAGCGGGCACCUGAGCCCCUGCCCCACCGGGGAAGGAGGCAGGAGAAGAGGGGUGGGCAGCAGCUCUGCUGAGCCACAAGAUGGGAGUCACGCGGAAAACCGGGGUCAGGGGUGUUUGGGAGAUGGGCUAGUGGUUUAAUUGUUCUGUUGAAGUUGGGUCCCUGCAUGUGGGCACCGAGCAGAUCCCACAAACUCAAAGUCCCACAGGAACUGAGAUAAGUGUCAGAGUCUGCCGUGAGGCUGAGCUGACAGCAGGGUUUGAUGGUGCUGCCAGAGGAAGGCGGCACACAGGUCAGGGGGCCCCUCCCCCCAGCUCUGUCUGCAGCACGGCCCAUUGCCUGCGGAGUGGGGUGGGGUAUGGAGUGGCUGGAGCCCUGUGUGUCUUCUUUACAGUGAUUUUCCAGCUUUGGCAGCAGCCUUUCCCCCAAAAACCUUUGAGAAAGCUGGCCUGCCAGGCCUCAGGCUCUUCUCUCCUCCCUGGAAGAGGCAGGCUCCAGCCCACAGAAGUCCCAAGGUAGCUAGCAUGAUGGGUCACUUCUAGGGAUCCACUCUCCUGUCGCUGGAGUCGCCAGGCAGGACAGUGGGGAAGGGCAGUCCAGUGAUUUAGGGUCAUACUGGGAGAAGGGCCAAGUCCUCCUGGAGCAUCCGUCCUGGGCUGGGUGUCCAUGAAGCCCCAGGGCAUGCUCACCUAUGUCUGCCCAGCACUGGUCAUCUGAGUGCCUCCCCAUCCCUCUGCAGCAGGGUGCAGAGGUCCAUCCAGCUGUCUGCCACAUCAUGCUGCCUGCAGAUGCCAAAGACUCCUGGUGCCUCGGGGACAGGUGCUUCCACACCCACACACUGUCAGAGUGGUGAUUUAUGCUUGCAUCUGAGCACGUCCUGUCCUCCUGCUCUCCAGCCCCAGCCCUGCUUUGAUCUGCUGGACUGUGACUUUAUGUGGGUGUCACUUGUGGCUCCUGAGUAUUCCCCGGAUCUCCCAUCUUAGGAGCUGUUCGUCCUCCAGCCUCCUGGAGAGCUCCUGCCACACAGUGUGUUUUGUUUUGCAUUUGUUUCAGUGCUACAUUUUGUCACUGGAGAUUUUUUCAGACUAAUUUUUAAUAAAAACAUUGAAUGGCUUCA
Molecule: messenger RNA, 6101 nt
Organism: Cavia porcellus (domestic guinea pig)
Lineage: Eukaryota; Metazoa; Chordata; Mammalia; Rodentia; Caviidae
Gene: Syk
Product: spleen associated tyrosine kinase
Exons: 14
Coding region: 1907-3793 (628 amino acids)
Biological process (GO): intracellular signal transduction; macrophage activation involved in immune response; B cell receptor signaling pathway
Cellular component (GO): cytoplasm
Molecular function (GO): non-membrane spanning protein tyrosine kinase activity; ATP binding
Source: RefSeq, a predicted model, not a curated record